Capsaspora owczarzaki ATCC 30864 is the source of this 7294-nucleotide messenger RNA. Its product is annotated as aspartate transcarbamylase. Gene Ontology annotation, molecular function: aspartate carbamoyltransferase activity; metal ion binding; ATP binding. Gene Ontology annotation, cellular component: cytoplasm; carbamoyl-phosphate synthase complex. Lineage: Eukaryota; Filasterea; Ministeriida; Capsasporidae. The record is from RefSeq and is a predicted model, not a curated record. Bases 177 to 7013 code for a protein of 2278 amino acids. Gene Ontology annotation, biological process: L-glutamine metabolic process; L-arginine biosynthetic process; 'de novo' pyrimidine nucleobase biosynthetic process. The transcript has 2 exons.
GGAAAACAGACUUUUCCGCUUUUCUUUUUGGUUUCUGCUGCUGAAGCGCCUCGGUCUCCGACACACACACAAGAUCUUCCAACCGUUCUCCCCAUCCAUUGCCCGUUCUCCCCCCUCUCCCUCUCCCUCUUUCUGUUUUUUAACCAAACAAAAAAAGCACCUUCUUCUUCCAAAAAAUGACCACUACUGCUGCUUCCUCGACCCCCGAGUUCCCCGCCGGCGCGCUUGUUCUCGAUGACGGCACCAGCUUCCCCGGCUUCCACUUUGGCGCUGUGCGACCGGUUGCCGGCGAGACUGUCUUCCAGACCGGCAUGGUUGGCUACGUUGAGGCCAUCACCGACCCGUCAUACCAGGGCCAGAUUCUCGUCGUCACCUACCCGCUUGUGGGCAACUAUGGCGUCCCCAGCCUGGAGGAGGCCGAUCACAACGGUCUGCCGCUGCACAUCGAGUCGAGCCGCAUCCACGUUGCCGGCCUGAUUGUGAGCGACUACUCUGUCCAGCACAGCCACUGGCGCGCACGACAGUCCCUCCAGCAGUGGCUCGAGCGCGAGAACGUUCCCGCCCUGUUUGGCGUCGACACUCGCGCCCUCACAAAGCGCAUCCGCGAGAAGGGCGCUCUCCUCGGUCUGAUUCUGGCGCCGCCCUCGCCGACCCAGCCCUUCGUCAUGCCCGCGCUGCCCCUGCCCGCCUCAGAGUUUGUCGACCCCAACUCGCGCAACCUUGUCGCCGACGUGUCCCGCCCCGCCAAGACGUACUACCCCGUUGGCCACGACGCCGUGUCGGCCGCCAAGCCCGACAGCGGCCUGCUCACCAUCCUCGCUGUCGACGUCGGCCUCAAGUACAACCAAAUCCGCUGCUUCACCUCGCGCGGCGUCAUUGUGCGCGUCGUGCCAUGGGACUAUGACAUUUGCGCAGACAACAACUACGACGGUCUGUUCAUUUCCAACGGUCCCGGCAACCCCGUGAUGGCCGACAAGACGAUUGCCAACCUGCGCAAGAUUCUCCAGCGCCCGGCGACCGAGGCCAAGCCCAUCUUUGGCAUCUGCCUCGGCCACCAGCUGCUCGCGCUCGCUGCCGGCGCCACCACCAGCAAGCUCAAGUUUGGCAACCGCGGCCACAACAUUCCCUGCAUUGACUUGCGCUCAGACCGCUGCUACAUUACCACCCAAAACCACGGUUUCGCCGUCGAGGUGGCCACGCUGCCCAAGCCAUGGCAGCCCAUGUUUAUCAACGCCAACGACAACACCAACGAGGGCAUUUACAACACUGAGCUCCCCUACUUUUCCGUGCAGUUCCACCCCGAGUCGACGCCCGGCCCGCGCGACACCGAGUACCUCUUCUCGGUCUUCCUCGACGCUGUGCGUGCCUCCAAGGCCCGCCCUGCCGGCACUCCCCUCGCCCCGCUCCCCGUGCCCCAGCGCGUCAAGGCCGAGCGUCAGGCCGUCCGCAAGGUGCUCGUGCUUGGCUCUGGUGGCCUCUCGAUUGGCCAAGCCGGCGAGUUUGACUACUCUGGCUCGCAGUGCAUCAAGGCGCUCAAGCAGGAGGGCAUCUCCACCGUGCUCAUCAACCCCAACAUUGCCACCAUCCAGACCUCCAAGGGUCUUGCAGACAAGGUCUACUUUUUGCCCGUCACGCCCGAGUACGUGCUCAAGGUUGUCCGCCAGGAGAAGCCCGAUGGCAUCCUCGUGACGUUCGGUGGCCAGACUGCGCUCAACUGCGGCAUCAAGAUCCGCCACGAGCUCGAGGCACUCGGCUGCCGCGUCCUCGGCACCCAAAUCGACACGAUCAUGGCGACCGAGGAUCGCGAGAUUUUCGCCGCCAAGAUGAAGGAGAUUGACGAGCCCGUUGCUCGCAGCGCUGCCGCCAACACGGUCGCCGAGGCUGUCGAGAUUGGCAACGCCAUUGGCUACCCGCUCAUUGUCCGUGCUGCCUUCACCCUUGGUGGUCUCGGCUCUGGCUUUGCCGACAACGAGGCCGAGCUUCGCGCGCUCGUCACCAAGGCUCUUGCCACCUCUCCCCAGGUGCUCGUCGAGCGCUCGAUGAAGGGCUGGAAGGAGGUCGAGUACGAGGUUGUCCGUGACUGCAACGACAACUGCAUCACCGUGUGCAACAUGGAGAACUUUGAUCCCCUCGGCAUCCACACUGGCGACUCGAUCGUUGUUGCUCCUUCGCAGACUCUGAGCGACCGCGAGUACCACAUGCUCCGCAACUCGGCCGUCAAGACCAUCCGCCACCUCGGUGUCGUCGGUGAGUGCAACAUUCAGUUUGCCCUCAACCCCGACGCGGAAGAGUACUGCAUCAUUGAGGUCAACGCUCGCCUGUCGCGCUCGUCGGCGCUCGCCUCCAAGGCCACUGGCUACCCGCUUGCGUUCGUUGCUGCCAAGCUCGCGCUCAACAUUCCCCUGACCCAGAUCAAGAACUCGGUCACCCGCGUCACGUCGGCCUGCUUUGAGCCCAGCCUCGACUAUGUCGUUGUCAAGAUUCCCCGCUGGGACUUGAAAAAGUUUGACCGCGUCGAGACCCAGAUCAGCUCUGCCAUGAAGUCUGUCGGUGAAGUGAUGGCCAUUGCUCGCACCUUUGAGGAGGCGCUUCAAAAGGGCAUUCGCGCCAUCGACGACUCGCUCGACGGCUUUUGCGGCGAUUCGUGGGCCAAGCACUCUGAGGCUGCCAUCGACACUGAGCUCAACGCUCCCACCGACCAGCGUCUGUUUGCCGUCGCCCGCGCAUUCGACCUCGGCUACUCUGUCGACCGCAUCCACGAUCUCACCAAGAUUGAUCGCUGGUUCCUGCACAAGCUCCGCUACGUCGCUGGCCUCCGCUCGCAGCUCUCCACCUUUGCUGUCAAGAGCAUCCCGCGCGAGCUCAUGGUGCUGGCCAAGCGUGCUGGUUUCUCCGACCGCAUGAUUGCCCGCGUCACGAACGCGCCAGAGCUGGCCGCUCGCGAGGUCCGCGUCAGCAUGGGCAUCCGCCCUGUUGUCAAGCAGAUUGACACUGUUGCCGCAGAGUUCCCUGCCCAGACCAACUACCUGUACACGACCUACAACGCGGUCGAGGACGACGUUGCUGCCAGCGAGGCUUCCGUCAUGGUUCUUGGCUCUGGCGUGUACCGCAUCGGCUCGAGUGUCGAGUUUGACUGGUGCGCCGUGCGCUGUGUCCGCACCCUGCGCCGCAACGGCUUCAAGACCAUCAUGGUCAACUACAACCCCGAGACGGUGUCCACCGACUACGACGAGGCCGACAAGCUCUACUUUGACAACAUUACGCUCGAGACCAUCCUCGACAUUUACGAGCGCGAGCGCGCCUCGGGUGUCAUUCUUGCCAUGGGUGGCCAGGUCCCCAACAACAUUGCCCUGCCCCUUCACCGCCAGAAUGUCAAGAUCUUUGGCACGUCGCCCGUCCAGAUCGACAUGGCCGAGAACCGCUACAAGUUUAGCCGCCUCCUCGACUCGAUCGGUGUCGACCAGCCCAAGUGGAAGGAGCUUUCGUCGCUUUCCGACGCUCGCGCCUUCUGCGACGCCGUGGGCUACCCCGUGCUCGUCCGUCCUUCGUACGUCCUGUCCGGCGCUGCGAUGAGCGUCGUCCACACGGCCAACGAUCUCGAAUCCUACCUGGGCGACGCCGUGGCCGUCUCGCGCGACCACCCUGUCGUCAUCUCCAAGUACAUUGACCAGGCCAAGGAAAUUGACGUUGAUGCGGUCGCCAAGGACGGCCAGCUCAUCAUGCACCUCGUUUCCGAGCACGUCGAGAACGCUGGCGUCCACUCUGGUGACGCCACGCUCAUCCAGCCUCCGCAGGAUCUCGACCGCGAGACUGUCCAGCGCCUGGAGAGUGCCACUGCCGCCAUUGCCAAGGCGCUCUUGAUCACGGGUCCCUUCAACAUCCAGUUUAUUGCCAAGGACAAGGCCAUCAAGGUCAUUGAGUGCAACGUGCGCGCCUCGCGCUCCUUCCCGUUCGUCUCCAAGACGUCUGGCGUCGAUCUUGUCGAGCUCUCGACCCUGGCCAUGCUCGGCCUGCCCUUCAAGCCCUACCCGAAUGCCGAUGCGCCCAAGCUCGCGCACGUCGGUGUCAAGGUGCCGCUCUUCUCGUUCGGCCGCCUGCAAGGCGCCGAUCCCAUUCUUGGUGUUGAAAUGGCGUCCACGGGCGAGGUUGCAUGCUUUGGCCGCAACAAGUACGAGGCCUACCUCAAGGCUCUGCUCGCCACCAACUUCAAGUUCCCGCGCCGCAACGGCAACGUGCUCUUGUCGAUUGGCUCGUUCAACGAGAAGCAAGAGUUCCUUGCCUCGGCUUCGCGCCUCGUCAAGGACGGCUUCAAGCUGUUUGGCACCCCCGGCACCUCUGACUUUUACUCGUCGCACGGCAUCCCGAUCGAGACCCUCGACGACAUUGGUGACACCGAGGAUGGCCGUGAGCGCGACUACUCGCUCACGCACUCUCUGGCCGAGGGCAAGGUUGACCUGUUUGUCUGCCUGCCCUCCAAGAACAGCUUCCGUCGCCCGUCCAGCUUCAUCUCGCGUGGCUACAUGUCGCGUCGCAAGGCCAUCGACUACCAAGUGCCCCUGGUGACCAACAUCAAGUGCGCCAAGAUCCUCGUCGAGGCCAUGCACCGCUUCCCGACUCCCGCGCUCGACCCGAUUGUCGAUGUGGACUGCAUGACCUCCAACCGCACUGUCACCCUGCCCGGCCUUGUCAACAUGGCCAUCCCGGCGUCGGUCGACUCGAUCAACCGCGAGGCCAGCGCAUCGCUUGCUGGCGGCUUCACCACCGUCGGCGUCAAUGCUGAGACAAACCAAGGCCACGUCGCGCUGACGGACGUCACCUCGCUUGAGCACUACCGCGACCAGAUCUUCUCGUCGCACACCACUGCCCAUUGCGACCUCGGCUUCUGGGCUGUCUUUGCCGCUGGCUCCGAGGCCAGCCGCCAAGCCGGCGCUGUUGACGUUCUCGUUCAGCUCGCUCCGAACACGAUCGGCCUGCUGAUUGACCUCACUACGCCUGCCACGACUGCGCCCAGCUCGACGGCCUCUGGCUCAGUCGCGUCGGUGUUUGCCACCCUCGACCUGCUCUUCUCGCGCUGGCCCUCCAACCGCGCCAUCUUUGUGCGCGCCUCUGGCUCUGAGCUUGCCUCCGUCCUCUACCUCGGCGCUCUGCACAACCGCUCAGUGCACGCCACGCAGCUCACCCGCCUCGACGACCUGCAGCUCAUUGUGCGCUCGCAAGCGCGUCGCGCCCAGCAGCCGAGCCUGCCGCGCGUCACCUGCGACGUCAACCCCUUCUUCCUGUUCUCCAACACCCUCACUCAGGAGCAGCGCACUCGCCACUUUGGCGCCUCCGCUGGCACCGAGGCCGAUAUUCGCGGCAUUUGGGAAAACCUUUCGCAUGUCGACUGCUUUGCGGUGGGCGACAUUCGCGACACUGGCGCGCGCAACAGCAGCCUGGACAUUUGCGCCUUCGGUCUGCAGUAUGCUCUUCCGAUGCUGCUGACCGCCGUUGCCGACGGUCGUCUGUCGAUUGUCGACCUGGUGAACAAGCUCUACACGCACCCGGUUCGCAUUUUGAACAUUUCCCCUUCGUCCGACACUUCGGUCUCGGUUGAUCUCGACGUUGAAUGGCACGUGCCCGAGUCUGCGCCAAUCUUUGCUCGCGCCCCGCUCCGUGGCAGCGUCCAGCGUGUCACCCUUCGCGGCGAGGCUGUCCUGCUUGACGGCAUUCUGAUUUCGCAGAAGGCAUCUGGCUCGAUUGUCCAGGCUGCGCUUGUGCCUGUCGAGUCUGACAAGACUGCCAAGUCGGUCACUGCGUCGGCCGCCGCUGGCUCUGGCGCCGACGCCGACAGCUCUGCUCCUGCUGUUGUUGCUGCUGCUGCCCCUGCCCCCGCUGCCCCCGUUUCCCGCGGUCUCGAGGCGUCCGAUGCCGAGGCUGUUUCCAAGGCUCUCUUCUCUUCGUCGUCUGUCGGCACGAUCGAUCUGCGCUCCAUGAUUGGUCGCAAGCCGCCCACUGUGCCAUCGACUCCCGCUCCCAUUCAAGAGCAGCCGCACUUUGAGGAGGUUGAGGCUGCUUUGUCGACCACACAUGCGGCUGCUGCUGCUGCUGCUGCUGUGCCUCGCGCGAUGCGCCACAUUGUCAGCGUGCGCGAGUUCUCGCGCCAAGACCUCCACAACCUGUUCCAGGCUGCUCAGGAGAUGCGCGGGCUUGUCGAUCGUAUGGGCUCUGUUGACAUUCUCAAGGGCAAGGUCAUGACCACCCUGUUCUACGAGCCCUCGACCCGCACCUCGUGUUCGUUCCAGGCUGCCAUGCACCGUCUUGGCGGCUCGGUGAUUGACGUUGCAGUCGACCGCUCGAGCGUCCAAAAGGGCGAGACCAUUGAAGACACGAUUCGCACCCUCGAGUCGUACUCUGAUGUGAUUGUCAUGCGCCACCCGACUGCCGGCAGCGUCGCCCAGGCCGCCAAGGUCUCGCGCAUCCCGAUCGUCUCUGGCGGCGAUGGCGUUGGCGAGCACCCCACCCAGGCUCUCCUCGAUCUCUACACCAUGCGCGAGGAGCUCGGCACCGUGAACGGCCUGACCGUCACUCUUGUGGGCGACCUCAAGAACGGACGCACCUGCCACUCGCUGGUCAAGCUUCUGUCUCUGUACUCUGUUCGUCUUCAGUACGUUACCCACGAGUCGCUGCGCCUUCCCGCGGAGAUUCGCAGCGAGCUCGACCAAGCCGGCAUCUCGCAAGUCGAGUUCUCGUCCCUCGAGCAGGCCAUCCCCCAAACCGACGUGCUGUACGUUACCCGCAUCCAGCGCGAGCGCUUUGCCUCGGCUGAGGAGUACGACCGUGUCAAGGGAAGCUUUAUUGUUUCUCCCGCCACGCUCACCCACGCCAAGAGCCGCAUGAUUGUCAUGCACCCUCUCCCGCGCGUCGACGAAAUUACCCCCGAGGUCGACUACGACCCCCGCGCGGCCUACUUCCGUCAAAUGCGCUACGGCCUGUUUGUCCGCAUGGCCCUGCUUGCCCGCCUCCUUGCUCGCUAAACGUCCCAAAAAGCGAGUGCAGCCAUCUGUCUUUGUAGGGUCUUUUCAUAGGCCCGUCUUAUUCCAUCUCUUGUUAUGUCUCUGUCAUUUUUUCGAUGAAACAUGUGUCUGUGUAUGCGUGUUCUUGUUAGAAGUGUUGUUCCCUUGCUGCUUUGAGUGAUUGCCCCUUCUUUUUUUUUUUUUUUGAUUCGUCGUGGCAUAAAAGCACUGCAUCUUGUACUGUACUUUAGUCAACUGCCCAUUCAAGUAGUUUAAAUUAUUAAAAUCAAACAAUCGAAACA